Rhododendron vialii is the source of this 3695-nucleotide messenger RNA. RefSeq lists its product as uncharacterized. Lineage: Eukaryota; Viridiplantae; Streptophyta; Magnoliopsida; Ericales; Ericaceae. The record is from RefSeq and is a predicted model, not a curated record. Bases 893 to 3373 code for a protein of 826 amino acids. The transcript is spliced from 3 exons.
CUUUGAUAAGGACUGGCUAUUUUAGCCUCGUAUCCCUGCUAAAUUCCAAUUUGUAAGGACCACUCGAUUUUCGAUUGGUUGGUUUGUUCGUGUUUUCUUUCUCCUUGCACAGAGUGUCAUCUGUUGCCAUCAUUGAACUGCUAAAUUUUGAACCAUUUGGCACUACUUGAUAUCAUAGCAACUUGUUGGAGAUUUCUCUGUUUGCUUGAUUGUGAGGGGUCGAACGUCAGCAAUUUGUCACUAUUAAAAUUGGAAAAGGGGAGAACUUAAUUCAGAUAAGGAAAACGGUGAAGCAUAAGUUGUGAGUUGUGACCCCAACCAUUGCUUGGUGCCCUUUGAAUCCGGGUGUUAGUGUGGUCCCUCCGGAUUCAUCGUCUUUUUCCCUUAUUUGUAGGUAGAGAAAAAUGGUGUACUUUCCGAAUCUUCAAGAAUAUCUUUGCUUUGAGGAUUUUGGGGAGAUUUAAUUUUCCCAAACUUUUCUGCUUUUUUCUUUGGGAGUGGAGGGGGAUAAGCGGGGUUGAAAUUAGUUUAAGAGGACAAACUAGAGGAGGGUAUAUUCAUGGUGAAGAGAAGGGGGAAAAGUCAGAACAGAUGUUCCGCCAUUGCCAAGUGUUAAUUGAAGAAGAUAACUAAUGUUAAUCAUAUCUUAUAAUUUCCAAGCUGCGUGAGAUUAUCCGAAUCUUGUCACCUGCUGAGGACUAUCAGGUGUGAACAUAUCCGUCUGCCGUUGUUGCAAACUUCCGCAGGACUGAGAAGCUGAUAAAUUACAGCGUAUUCGAGUAAAGAUAUAGCACCAUCUGAAAUAGGACUAGAGUCCUUGCCACCUUUCCAUUCUUAUGGACAAUGAUUUAUAGUUUGGAAAACCUCCCAAGUUCAGAAAGUCAUAAGAAGGAUGGAUAGCUCGAUGUCAUCCCGAGCUAGCCAAAGUACAAAAUUGCAAGACAAGCUGAAAUUCAAAGAAAUAAAGAACGUAGAGCGUAUCCCAUCAGCAUCGUUGGCGAAACACCCAAAGCAGAAGGAGGAGCUUGUUAAAUUCAUGUCAAAUGUGCCAAACUAUUUGGAGAAAGGAGAAAACCUCAAGGAGAAAGCUUUAAACGUUGGAGUCCUUGACUUUCGCCGUUUAGAAAAGUGGCAGUCUCAUCAUAAGGCAAUAUCUCAGCAAAGUAGCAGGUAUUCGCCCUCCACCAGCAAUUCCUCAUUUUUCUCGACAGAUGACUCAUCAACCCAUUCUAGCAGAGCCCACAGCAGCUCUCCUGCUCGGAAAAGGACGCAUGGGCCAUCGCUACGAUCCCAUUUGAAUUCAUCACCAAAAGAAGCUUAUUCUCAGGGUGCCAAAACUGCCAUUAAAGAAAAUGUUGGAAAGUUUGAAGAUCUCAAAGCAUCAUCGAGCAAUCCCUUGAAGGGACAACAGAAUAUCUUUAGAAUGUACCAGUCUUUUAGCAGAAACCAACCAGGAAUCAAGCUGAAAGAGUCCCAGUGGGAAGACACGGAACCAAAAAUCAUUCCUAAAGUUGCGAAAGCGUCCCUGGAUUCAAAAAGUUAUGGGGCAGUAUCACGAAUGAAGGGCAAGGAAAAGAUUCAAGAUGGUGAAUCUACUAGGGGAGUAGAGGAGCGCCAGGACCGCCUACGUGAUGACCAUCGCAGUUCCCAUCAAAGAUGCAAAACAAUGGUCUUUCCAAGGGAUGGUGCUGAAUGUAGUCAUUCAGCAGGAAAAAGCCGAAAGAGCAUUUCAGAGGGAUCUUUUCCUAAGGAGGUAUACAAUGAAUAUAGCUAUUCUGACUUCCCCCACUCGUGCUCACUGCCUUGUGAAAAUGAAAAUACCAAUGACUUGCGGAGAAAACAACCGAACUCCGUAGAUGCAAAGACUAUGAAGUUGUCGUAUGUACCAUUGCAACCUGCUCCAUGUUCUGUGAAAAUGUCAGUCAGCCCACCCAGAGGAAAGAAAAUGGGAGAGAAGUUAACCCGAAUGCCUCGAAAUUCAAACAUCAAAUCUUCCGAGGUGUCAGAUCUUAAAACGGGCAUACUGGAGGCUCCUAAGUCGAGAAAUCCUUCUCCUACUCGCCGGUUAAUCAAUAGCCUGGGUCUGAUUGGCCGAGUCUCCACCUCCAAAGAUAGUUCAGAAAAUGUUAUUGCUACAUGUGGAUCAGAUAAAACUAUUUGUUCUUCUUACUUGGAAGAUUCGGGUAAUAGUAAAUCCACUGGCAAAAGUAGAUCCCAGUCCAGCCCUUUAAGAAGGUUGUUGGAUCCAUUGCUGAAGCCAAAGGCAUCGAACUCUCACCAAUUUUUGGAGCCAUCGGAGAAAGAUCCAUCAUUGGUGGAUAGGGCCUGCAAAUCAUCUACUGUACAUCCAGUGAAAGCAAAAUUAGAUUUUUCUGGUUGCAAGAGUGUUGUGGUAGAUGAUUCACAUGGCAAAAAGAAACAAGGAUCGUCAACAGUGCAAGCACUUUUGCGAAUCGUCAUCAAGAAUGGCCUUCCGAUGUUUACUUUUGCAGUUGAGAGCAGCAGUGACAUUCUAGCAGCUUCAAUGAGAAAGGAUGAGAAAUGCUGGAUUUAUACGUUUUUCACUGUUCAUGAACUCAAGAAAAAAAAUGGGUGGAGAAAUCGAGGCAGCAAAGAUAAAAGUCAUGGUUAUGUUCCAAAUGCUGUUGCCCAAAUGACAGUUUCUGAUUCUGAGGUCCCCAACUUGGCAAGACAGAAUUCUGCAGACGAGCUUCGCAUUAGGGAGUUUGUUUUGUUUUCUGUGGACCUAAAACUUGAAGAUCAACACACAUCUGACCUCCAGACAAAUGAUGAGCUUGCAGCCAUUGUCGUGAAGGUCCCAAAAGGGAACUCUUAUGUGGAAAGUGGGUCUUUUGUUCGAAGUCAAGAGCUUCUUAGCACAACAGUUAUAUUACCUAGUGGUGUCCAUGGGCUACCGAGCAAAGGAGAGCCUUCACCAUUGAUUAAAAGAUGGAAAUUGGGAGGGAUAUGUGAUUGUGGAGGCUGGGAUUUGGGUUGCAGAUUAAGGGUGCUUGCUAACCAGACUAAACUUGGUAAGAGACCAAGUUCAGCCAAAAUUCAUAAUGCUGCCGAUAGAUUUGAGCUCUUCUCUCAGGGAGAAGAAGGAGACGAUACGCCUGGCUUUAGCAUGUCCUCGUUCAAGGAUGGUAUCUUUUCGGUUGAAUUCAAUUCGUCGCUCUCAUUUCUACAAGCAUUCUCCAUUUGUAUAGCAGUUUUGAGUUGUGGGAAACCAUAUGAGCUUUCAGAUUUGAGCAAGCCGUUUGGAGAGAAAUCUUUUGAGAAUGAAGGAAUAAAGGCCGCCAGCCAGGUCAAACUGGAGGUUCUUGAGAGUUAUAGCUCAAAUCCACCAGUUUCGCCUAUCGGAAGGGUCUAGAUUGCACGUGAACUGGGCACGCAUUGUACAGUUUUGUAUCUUCACUUGGCUAAAAUUAUUAUCAUGGGAAGCCUACAAUAAAAACUUCUGAUUGUUAGCGAUCAUCUUGUGCUGUCGUAAGUUGCAGCCAAAUGGAGCAUGACCUUUUAAUCUCAGAAGACAUGCUAUAGGGGCCGUAUGAUAUCAGAAAUAGGGAGUUUUUGCGUUCUCUUUUUUGCUUAGAAAGUGUCGAUUUUACUAGUACAUGGAAUGAAAUAUAUGCAGUGUAUUUUGUAGCUUCGUGGUGCACGAGGCUUCAUUUCAAUAUCACAUGAUUUAUUCA